Messenger RNA from Pipra filicauda (Wire-tailed manakin), 3418 nucleotides. RefSeq names its product complement C1q like 3 (gene C1QL3). Lineage: Eukaryota; Metazoa; Chordata; Aves; Passeriformes; Pipridae. Bases 45 to 812 code for a protein of 255 amino acids. Gene Ontology annotation, molecular function: protein binding. The record is from RefSeq and is a predicted model, not a curated record. The transcript is spliced from 2 exons.
GCAGCAGGCGGCGGCUGAUCGCGGCCGGCGCGCUGGGGGUGGUGAUGGUGCUGCUGCUGGUCAUCCUCAUCCCGGUGCUGGUCAGCUCGGCCGGCACCUCGGCGCACUACGAGAUGCUGGGCACCUGCCGCAUGGUCUGCGACCCUUACGGCGGCACCAAGGCGCCCAGCACGGCGGCCACGCCCGACCGCGGGCUCAUGCAGUCCCUGCCCACCUUCAUCCAGGGGCCCAAAGGGGAGGCCGGCCGGCCGGGCAAAGCGGGGCCGCGCGGCCCGCCGGGGGAGCCGGGGCCGCCCGGCCCGGUGGGGCCGCCGGGUGAGAAGGGCGAGCCGGGGCGGCAGGGCCUGCCGGGCCCCCCCGGGGCGCCGGGGCUGAACGCGGCCGGGGCCAUCAGUGCCGCCACCUACAGCACCGUCCCCAAGAUCGCCUUCUACGCCGGCCUCAAGCGGCAGCACGAGGGCUACGAGGUGCUCAAGUUCGACGACGUGGUCACCAACCUGGGCAACCACUACGACCCCACCACCGGCAAGUUCACCUGCUCCAUCCCCGGCAUCUACUUCUUCACGUACCAUGUGCUCAUGCGGGGUGGCGACGGCACCAGCAUGUGGGCCGACCUCUGCAAGAACAACCAGGUUCGAGCUAGUGCGAUUGCUCAGGAUGCGGAUCAGAACUACGACUAUGCCAGUAACAGCGUGGUGCUUCACUUGGAGCCAGGAGACGAAGUUUACAUUAAAUUAGAUGGAGGAAAAGCACAUGGAGGAAACAACAACAAAUACAGCACAUUUUCUGGAUUUAUUAUUUAUGCUGACUGAUAAUGAGUAAAAAGACCCACCAAACCAGUCCAAAAAUGAAGCCUGCUCUUCUAAGUGAUGGAUUUGCGUGGCAAAAGUCAAUGAAACAAGUACCCCAGCAGAGAGCGACCACCAAACACCUCAGUAGCGGGGGAAAAAAGUCAAAUGCUACCUGAUUCACAUCUGUACAACACAGAGAAAUCUUAUGUUAAAAAACGACAAAACAAGCUCAACAGGUGUGCGAUCCACUACCGCCAAAGCAAAUACUUCCUCAUUGUUAGUGUCCAUGUGAAUGAAGUUCUACAUAGAUCAAAUUUUUAUAGGAAAAAAGCCCACCUAAGGACGCUGAGUUAUUUCUUCAGUGUAUAUGAUACUUUGAUGUGUUAUGAUCUUGCUGCUUUAUCCAUACUUCAGCUUUGGUUCUUGUGACUUACUUGCUAACAAUGAUGCUUGGAGUCCACUGAUAGUGUGGUGAGGAAUGAUUUUACAAUAAAAGGAAGAGGUAAUCAAAAUAUAUACUUUCUCUCUGCAAAGAAAUUGUUUGCCUUGUACUUUUCUUACCCUUCCACUUAAAACUAGAAACUAAUCAUCUUCAAGCCUUAACUCAAUGUUCCUGCUUUGUAGGUUUACAUUAGACUUUUAACAUAAAAUCAGUCCAGUGGAGUUGUUUAAAUUUUGUCUUUCCCUUAGCUGUGUUCUAAAAGAAAAAGGAGGAUAGAAGAAACACUUUAUUUUCCCCUGAAAAAUGUAAUAGUUGACAAACUAUUCUGUUGGAUCAAAUCCCUGAUUCCACCAAAGCCAAUGGCAAAACUCCCAUUGCUAUUAGUGGAAAAGGGAUUUGGCUUUUUUGAUUUGUAUACGUGUAAAUAUAUAUUUAGACAAUUAUUACAGGCCCAUUCUUGAUGGUUAGUUGUGUAAAUAUUUAGAAAGCCUAUCAUCCACAUCAUCACACUAAGGUAGAGUGUUUUCUUUGCAGCAAUUAGUUUUCAUUAGUCUUUUAGCACUUAGUCUGUACUUGGGUACUAUUUUUAAUAAAGUAGUUAUGGAUUAAUAUACUGCAGAUGUUCCACUAGAAUUUUGUAGGAAUACAAUGGUUCAAAACCUUAAUUGUCUUAGGUGUCUUGUCUCACUGAAGUUACUGGGAUUCUUCCCACAAAGGAGGAGUGGGAGAUCUGACACAUAAGAAAAUGCUGUCACAUAGACCUUUUCCAUGGAAGCUAGUUACCAGUUUGUAGUAAGGUGUGCCUAUGAGAUGGACGCAGUUGAGCAUAUUACCAAAAAUGAUUAACACAUAUGCAAAGAAAGAAGCAAAUAUUUACAUGCAAAAAAAAAAGUGUGUAUUAAAACUUAUUUUUCUCAUUCAUAUAUGUAUAGAUAUAGAUAUAUAAAAUCUAAAAGAGGUUUAAUCCAUAUAGAGGAUUAAUGGCUUGGAGAAUUAAACUAAACACAGAUACUAUGAGUUACAUAGUUAUAAAAAUGCUUUAGAAUCAGUCAUACCAGUAAUGUCCACAGAAUAUUUUUAUUCAGAAAAUGGAUUUAUUAUUUGUUUUGGUUUUGGGAGGCUGUCUGUUUCUCUCAGGUUAAAACUCGCAGAUUUCAUUCUAAACCUAAAUUUUAGCAAGAUUACUAAAUAGUUCUUUAGCACAGUUGGUUAUGUUAUUUAUUUUUAACAUUUCGGCAAAAUCAAGGCAACAUUUCUAUAAAUCAUUAAAGUAUAAUAGAGGCUACCCCUACCAUUGCUAUUUCAUGUACUUUGCCACAAGCAACCUUGUCUAAUGUACCAAGGGUACAAACUCAGAUUUAUCUGCACUAAAAUGUCUGAAGUGUCUGCCACUGUGACAAAAAAGCUCUCCAGUGCUGGCUGCUCAGCAAAAGUCUGAUAAAGAUUGUACACAUCUCUCUAAAAAUCUCAUCUGAAUAAGUGACGCUUCUCUUAAACGGAGCAUGUUACUCUUUGUUUCUGUUUUGAGUCGUCCAAUUCAAAACAAACGCCGAGUGAGUCUCGGCUGACGGAGAGGAUCACCAGGCAAACUCAUGUAGGGUUUAUAAGGGGACAUAGUGCUGCCAGCUGCUUGUGUAUUAUCCCACCAGAAUGGUUAACGCUCUUACUUUAUGAUGAAGUGCCAAUCUGUAUCUGUACAUUGUAGUGAUUACUCCUGUUUUAUUUCUAUGAGGCAAUUACUUUAAUAACAAAUGUGUAACUGAACUUGGUCUGUUCGCUCCACUGUUGUUUUACUGGUCAGUGCACUCACACAGCAGUGUAGGUAGAGAUCCUCUAUGUAGUGCCACACACCGAUGCACCAAGCUAGAGAUCAUUCACAACCAGCAGUGCGUAUUUACUAAGGUGUUUAUUGGAAAGGCUCAAUACUACAAGAUGUACAUGGUCAAAUUUGAAGAAGCUUUUGAAAUCAGGCUCCCACUGCUACUGGAUAACACCAUUUUUUGAAUAGAUCACAUGCCCUGGAUAAAGUUAGACAAGAGCAAAGAACACGCUUUAUGUAAAAAUCACAUAUAAGGCAAACAUUUCUUCCUUUUUCAUCAUAUCUUGAUAUACUGAUUUGUAAAGACUUAUAUCACAACCUUUGUUAUAACUAUUAGAACUCAUUAAAACUGUAUUAUGUAAUAUA